Molecule: messenger RNA, 2214 nt
Organism: Aspergillus thermomutatus
Lineage: Eukaryota; Fungi; Ascomycota; Eurotiomycetes; Eurotiales; Aspergillaceae
Exons: 5
Coding region: 1-2214 (737 amino acids)
Molecular function (GO): ATP hydrolysis activity
Source: RefSeq, a predicted model, not a curated record
AUGAUUCAAGUCCCUGCCCAGGCGUCAGACUCAUGGGAGGAGGCCGUUGUAAAAUAUGUGAAGAGCCUGGAUCCCGACAAACAGCGCGAGUUCCAAGCGCCCGCCACGGUCGAGGCAUGCUUACAGAUUCUAUCCACAAACGGCACGAGGAAAAGAGGCUUCACCCGGAUAGCCGAGUUCCUGGGACCCGUCAUCGAUCCCCUCAACCGGCUAGAGGGAACUCUCGAUGUCAUUGUCCAAGUCAACGCUGGGAUUGCGUCACCGAUAUGGGCCUUGGAACGACUCGCGUUUAUUGUCGACAAGAUUGCACAAUCAGUUCAGCGCUAUCAGGAUCUAGCAGCGCUGUUUGCUUCUCACGCCGGAGUCCGGGAGGCAGUCGGGCGACUAUACUGUGAGAUUCUGCGGCUAUGCACCUGUAUGAUCAAGUAUCAGACACGCCGACUUCGAUAUAUUUUGAAUCCGUUUGGAAAAGAAUUCGCGUCCAUCUCGGAGUCGGUGGACUAUCGGGCAGCGGAGAUAGACCGUGCAGCUCAAGCAGCUCAUUUCCAAGAGGCCAAGGAAGUGAGAGAGAAAUGGGCCCGGGAUAUGCGAGAGCAAAAUCUGCAUCGAAUCCGGUGUUGGUUAUGUCCUUCCACAGUCGAGGAUGACUUGCAGCGACUCCUUUCCCACUAUUCAGAUGGAUCCUGUGACUGGGUGCUGCAGUCUGAUCAAUUCCAGAAAUGGUUGUUGCCAUCCGGAAACGAGACGCUGGAGAUUGUCGGCCGCCCUGGUAGUGGAAAGAGCACUCUUGCUGCUUUGCUCGUCAAACACUUGUCGCAGUAUGGACAGGUUCUGUACUUCUUCUGUGAUAGAAACAAUCCCGAGAAACGAGAAUCAGUCUGCAUAAUGAGAACGCUUCUGGCGCAGCUCUUGCAGCACGAACCAAGCAUGGCUGACCAGAUGCUGAGUACUUACCAGCGCAGUGGAAGAGCCGUCCUGGACUCGGUGGAGAUGACGGCGGAUUUAUUCCAACAGACGCUCACCCAUCUCGAAGGUACGAAGCGUUACUUUAUUGUAAUCGAUGGUGAUUAUGAGGAUCUAAGUAUUCUUUAUUGGCGGCAUUUUCUAAUCCCAAAGCUUGACUCCGCGAGCAGAGCCCAAGGACGAGUCGAUUGCGGACAGGGCUCGAGCGAGCGCGCUCAAUAUAAAUCCUUGACCAAGUUCGGUUUUAUGUACAAAGGCGGAUUCAGGGGAUCCCCCAUUGCGAACACCAGUCUGGGGGAACAGGUUGCGAACAGAAUCUCAAGACAGGCCGACGGCCUGUGGUUGUACGCACAGCUACUGAUGGAUGAUAUUGAGCGGGCGCCUAGCCGAAAAGCCGUCACAGCGUGUCUCUCAUCUCUGCCCCAGGGUCUCUCCGAGGUUUACGACCGCAUAGUCCAAGAGAAUACUGGCCGACUCUCGGAUUACGAAAGAAGAUUUGCUCAGUGGUUUUAUGUCUGGCUAGAUAUCAGCGACAUUUUGCCCGGUUUCCUACUCCAGGAGGAAGACCGUCUGCCCCUUCAGAUCAUGGACAUUGUGUUCCAGUACGUUAAUGAUGGGGAGCCUGUGUUUGACACGCCUGGCUUAGCGAAAAGACUGGCCGGCCCUUUGGUGGAUGUUCGUCAGACGAUUACAGGCUACGAAGUAGCGGCUGUCCACCAGACCUUCUAUCGAUAUCUUUCGACGACGAGCUUCGGGACCGAUUCGCACGUAUCACCGCAGCCACUACGGACGAGGAAACUGUCUCGAGGGAUCGCGGCAGUGUGGUAUUUCACUGAAUGCGCAGAGUCGAAGCAGCAUCUAGACGAGUUAAGAAGUGCUUCGUCAGCGCCGAUAAGCUUUUACCGAUUUGAAUCCCACUUCCCUUUUCAUUACGCUCUACUGCAGGCAUUGAAAUCCACACAUUUCUGUUCGGACGAACGUGCGUACAACACGGAGCCCUCGGAAGAAGACAUGAUGGUGCAGCAGCUUACGGAAUUUCUGACGUCUGGAAAAUGCCUGCGUUGGUUCGAAAUAUCAACCAUGAUUAACUUUUCUGGAAAUUUCAGCGCGCUUCUUAACAAUGUUCUGGGCGUGCUCGCAGAACUGUCUGAUGAUCCGUCCAGGAACCGUUCUAAUUCUCCAGCGUUGGCGGCCUUCAAUGAACAGCGAGUGGCGUUUUUCAAGAAUUGGAAAGCCAUCUGGAUUCAGUGA